AUGGUUUAUCAAAUUGAUCUCCAAAAUUACAGAAAAUCUCCAAAGCAACAAAGCUCCAGCCAAAGAGAAAAAUUGGCUAAUAAGCAUUUAAAUACUCUCCGACUUGAAAAUCUAGCAGGCAUUUUUAAAAUACACCAAACAAUCCCAUGCCAAAAAAAUAUUGAGACUGUGUUUGGUAUUUCAAAAUCCUAUGCUUGCUCAGAAAGAUUGAUGAGUUUAAGCAAGCCUCGAGACCUUUUAAUUAAAAAAAGCAAAACAUACAGCUCUUCAGCUGAUCUCAAGCCUAAAGAAAAAAUUAUUCUCCCUAAAAUUUCAAAAUCAAAAGAGCAACCAAACAUUGAAUAUUUAAAAAUUUCAGAAGAACUUGAUAUACUUAAUCAGAUUAAAAAUUUACACCUUUUGUAAAGGUCUUCUUUACUCUAUUUUUAAAAAAUAAUUUUUUUUAUAAAUAUUUUCAUUAAUUCAUAGCAAUGAUGUUUAGAUUUACAAAAAGAAUCAAAAAGGACAUUACUUUAUUUGGGUGCUCGACUAUAGAUAUCAUGAAUUUAAAUCUGAAAAAGCACUUAAGAUUAAGUGUACCUUAA
This is a messenger RNA of Blepharisma stoltei, 584 nucleotides long. Lineage: Eukaryota; Ciliophora; Heterotrichea; Heterotrichida; Blepharismidae. The record is from the annotation of a GenBank genome assembly.